CGCUGAGGCUCUGAGCUGCCAACACUCACACAUCGCCUCCCGCCGCAGCCGUACUGCUCCCGGAUUCCGGAGAGAGGGAGCGAGUGGAGGCGAAGAAACGCCAGACGCGGGAGAGGAGGCAGAAGACCGCUAGCAGGGGGAAGGAAGUCAGAAAGGAGGGAAACGUAGAGAGAGGGAGAAGGACCCCUCCUCCCCGCGCAGAGCCGACUUCCCAUGUAGCUAGGGAUAGAGGGAGAAGCUGGCGCUCAGGAACAGUGAGAGAAGCUCUCACAAGCAAGUUACUUAAUCCCUGGAGAGCGGCAGGAAGAGGGCACAGCAGCAAUCACUGAUCAGAACCACUGUUCCCAACCCCUCAUCAUUUAACCCCCGGGUGGUUCAAUGCAGUACUCCAAGCUCUUCUUAGUUUCUUCCUCGGGCUAACUUCAGAGGACGUACGGCCGGAGCGGCCCGGAGGGAAGGACAAGGGCCUCGGAAGAAGGAAGGAGAAGUUUUGUGGGGGUUGCGUGCGGAGGAGAAGAUGGGCUGGAAGCGCCGCUGUUGCUGGGGAGGCGGAGGCGGCGGGGACCUUCUCUGCCGGCUCACCCUGGUGCUGGGGUUCCUGCUGCCCGCCUGCAGGACGCGCCUCUACACCAACCACUGGGCUGUGCGGAUAACCGGGGGGCUCCCGGAGGCCAACAGGAUAGCGAGCAAAUACGGAUACGUCAAUAUAGGACAGAUUGGAACAUUGAAGGACUACUACCACUUCUACCAUAGUAAAACAAUUAAAAGGUCAGUUCUCUCAAGUAGAGGUACCCACAGCUUCAUUUCAAUGGAACCAAAGGUGGAGUGGAUACAACAGCAGGUGGUGAAAAGAAGGAUAAAGAGGGAUUAUAAACCUGGUGGUACCCAAUCCACUUAUUUCAAUGAUCCCAAGUGGCCAAGCAUGUGGUACAUGCACUGCAGUGACAACACCCACCAUUGCCAAUCAGAUAUGAAUAUAGUAGGUGCUUGGAAGAGAGGUUACACUGGAAAGAAUGUUGUGGUCACCAUCCUAGAUGACGGCAUUGAAAGAAACCACCCAGACUUGAUGCAGAAUUAUGAUUCGCAGGCCAGUUUUGAUGUAAAUGGAAAUGAUUUUGACCCUAUGCCUCGAUAUGAUGCCAGCAACGAGAACAAGCAUGGAACCCGUUGUGCUGGAGAAGUGGCAGCCACGGCAAACAACUCACACUGCACAGUAGGAAUCGCCUUUAAUGCCAAGAUUGGAGGUGUACGGAUGCUGGAUGGAGAUGUGACAGAUAUGGUAGAGGCAAAGUCUCUAAGCCUUAACCCCCAGCACAUCCACAUCUACAGUGCCAGCUGGGGGCCUGAUGACGACGGUAAGACUGUGGAUGGACCUGCUUCUCUAGCACGCCAGGCCUUUGAGAACGGCAUCAGAAUGGGACGAAGAGGCUUAGGUUCAGUCUUUGUUUGGGCAUCUGGAAAUGGUGGCAGAAGUCGAGACCACUGCUCCUGUGAUGGCUACACCAAUAGCAUCUACACCAUCUCCAUAAGUAGCACAGCUGAAAGUGGGAAAAAGCCAUGGUAUCUGGAAGAAUGUGCAUCCACCCUAGCUACAACAUACAGCAGUGGAGAAUCCUAUGACAGGAAAAUAAUUACUACAGACCUGAGGCAGCGUUGCACAGACAGCCAUACUGGAACCUCAGCCUCUGCACCUAUGGCUGCAGGCAUCAUUGCCCUGGCACUGGAAGCAAAUCCAUUUCUGACCUGGAGAGACGUACAGCACAUUAUUGUCAGGACUUCACGUGCAGGACAUCUGAAUGCUAAUGACUGGAAAACCAAUGCAGCAGGUUAUAAGGUGAGCCACCUUUAUGGAUUUGGACUGAUGGAUGCUGAAGCAAUGGUGACAGAAGCAGAAAAAUGGACAACGGUGCCUCCACAGCAUGUGUGUGUGGAGAACACAGAUCGGCAAAUCAAAACAAUUCGACCUGACAGCAUAGUCCGUUCAAUUUACAAAGCCACUGGCUGUUCAGAUAAUCCUAACCACCAUGUGAUCUACUUGGAGCAUGUUGUUGUGCGUAUCACUAUUACUCACCCUCGACGUGGAGACUUGGCAAUUUACCUAACCUCUCCUUCUGGAACUAGGUCACAGCUCUUGGCCAACAGGCUAUUUGAUCAUUCCAUGGAAGGAUUCAAAAACUGGGAGUUUAUGACUACUCACUGCUGGAGUGAAAAAGCAGCUGGUGAUUGGAUCUUGGAAAUCUGUGACACUCCAUCUCAGCUGAGAAAUUUCAAGACUCCAGGCAAAUUGAAAGAGUGGUCCUUAGUACUGUAUGGAACGUCCAUCCAGCCUUACUCACCAAGAAAUGAUUUUUCCAAAGUGGAAAGAGUGCGCUCUAGUCCAAUUGAAGACCCUACAGAAGAUUAUACAACAGAUGACUAUUCAGGUCCCUGCAAUGUAGAAUGCAGUAAAGUAGGGUGUGAUGGGCCAGGACCAGAUCAUUGUACUGACUGUCUGCACUAUUAUUACAAAUCUAAAAACAACACAAGGAUCUGUGUUUCGACCUGCCCACCUGGUCACUACAAUGCAGACAAGAAACGAUGUAAAAAAUGCUCACCCAAUUGUGAAACCUGUUUUGGAGGCCAUAAUGACCAGUGCCUGACCUGUAAAUCUGGCUACUACCUGAAUGAAGUAACCAAUAGCUGUAUUACCAACUGCCCUGAUGGGUUUUACCUGGAUAAGAAUAAGAUUGUUUGUCGAAAGUGUAGUGAAAACUGCAAGGCCUGUGUUGAAUUCCAAAUCUGCACGGAAUGCAGACAUGGCCUAAGUUUACAUGGCACCAGAUGUGCUAUCCGCUGUGAAGAAGGGAAAUAUCAUAAUGGCAGAGAAUGUGAACCAUGCCACCGUUCCUGUGCAACAUGUGCAGGUGCUGGAGUAGAUGCCUGUAUAAACUGCACACAGGGUUACUUUAUGGAAGAUGGAAGAUGUGUGCAGUCCUGUAGUAGUGGUUAUUACCUUGAUCACUCCACUGAAAGCGGAUACAAAAGCUGCAAAAGAUGCGAUCCCAGCUGUUUGGAUUGCAGUGGCCAAGGAGACAGAAACUGUACAAGCUGUCCAAGUGGCUAUAACCUAGACACUGGUGUCUGUGUCAUUGGAACAGUAUGCAAGGACGGGGAGUAUCUUGAUGAUUCUCAAGAAUGCCAGUUGUGUGAAAUAUCCUGUGAGAAAUGCAUUGGACCUGAGUCAGACAACUGCAUCAGCUGCCCACCCACAAGAGUCUUUGAUGACGGCAGCUGUGUUAUGAAAUGCCCCAGAGGAAAGUUUGCAUUCAAACAGCAGUGUCACUUGUGCCAUCAUACCUGCCUGGACUGCAGUGGAAGUGAACCUAACAAAUGCACUGCUUGUGGAACAGACAGAAGAGGAGUGGAACGUUUCCUGUAUCAUGGUGAGUGCAGAGACAACUGUCCUCCAGGUCACUACCACUUGGAGCAUACCUGUGUGCCUUGCCCUGGCCACUGCGAGGUGUGCCUGAACUCCAGCCACUGCAAAAGAUGUUUCAGAGGCUACUACCUUACUCAAAAUGUGUGUCAGAAGCAUGGUUGUAGAGAAGGUGAAAUGGAAGAUCCUGACUCUGAAGACUGUAUACCAUGUUCAGAUGGAUGCCACAACUGCAAACAGGAUGAUCCAAGAAUCUGUAUAACAUGCAUUCAAAACUAUUACAUGUAUAAGCAGCAUUGCUAUAAAUAUUGUCCAGAAAAUACCUACAGAGAUGAAAGUUCUUGGCAGUGUAGAGACUGUCCUAGCAACUGUGAUAGCUGUGACGAGGAUGGGUGUCACUCAUGUGAGAAAGGCUUUUAUCUCUCAGAUGGCACCUGUGUGAGUGAGUGUGGAGACGGCUUCUUCGCUGAUGUUGUCUCUCGAGAAUGCGAGCCUUGCCACAGGAGCUGUGUGACCUGUGUUGGGUACAGUUACAAGAACUGUACUGGGUGCAAAAACAGUUUCCAACUAUCUCAUGGGCAGUGCCUGAACCCAGGAAAUUCUCUGCCAGCUGGGAAGUUCCGGAGUGGGACCUUUCAGACUGAAAGAUACAUCUCACUCAGAGCUGUACUGGCCUGAACUUUAAUGACUGCUCCAAAGACACAGGAUUCCUGCUGCAGCUGGUGAUGGGACCCCAGGGAACACAGCUGGUGGCUGUACAGCUCCUCUUGGACAGACCUGCCGGGAUACCUUCACUGUGGCAGCUGCUGUACCAUGUAACUGCUGGGAACGUGAUGUGAGCUGGUGAUGUCCUGAGCCUUUUUCCUCCAGGCUUCCAAGUAGAAAUAAUCUUCAAGUCAAAAUGUAAUGGAGUUGCCAUGGUGUUUAUUGAAGUUACAUCCUUUAGUAACUACAUUUAUUGACAUUUUCUGAAGUUUUUUAUUCAGGUAGUGUAGGGUCAUACAGUUCACAGAAAAAUAAUUUCCAUUGUUUAAAAAACAACACAAUCUGAAUGGCUGCUUUUUGCUUAGAAUGCUACUCAUUCAUUUCUUUUGAUGACUUCAUGCAAGGGGCAGAGUUAAGUAUAGCUGUUAAGCUGACUUCAUGCAAGUCAGCUGAGUUAAGAUUUCCAGCUGUACUGUCCAUAUUGGAAAUUCUUGUUGCACGCUAAAGAUCCUUAACAAAAGAUAGAACUCAGGAAGCCAGAACGAAAACACAUUUAGCUCUAGCAAAGCAUCACACUGCUAAAGUUGUUCCUGGUUAGAGACUGCAGUCCAUUUCGCACCCUGAUAACAUUUUAACAUACAUGGAUCAUUUUAAAAGGGAAAAAAGAAAGCAAAGCAAGCAAACAAAAACUUUCUGUGUUUCACAAUCUGUCACAAUUAUUUUCAUCGUUAUCAAAAGCUUUCUUAAAACCAAUAAAAUUUUUCUCCUGUCAAUAUUUUAAUUGGAAAAUUCAAAUGCUUAUAUUUGACUGAAAGGUAAAUGUUGUUUCUGUUGUCAGCAGAAGCCUAAUUGCUUGUGUGCAUUCCCCUCUGGUGGCAAAUAGUAACUAUUACAAAAACCAGGACAUACUGCAAAAGGGAAACAGAAAAAACCUACUUCACAAAACAAAAAUCUUUAUUUUGCAUGGCAAGGUUUCAAACAUUUAGAAAGAAUGAGCUCCUUUAAAUAUUCUUCAGCAAUAGUUAACAACUUCUCUGCUUAACUUCACCUGAUCUUCACUCAAAAACCGCAAAAGAAACAAGCUCUACAAAAAUAAUGUUAGAAUAAUUGAAAACUUUUUAACAGCCAACUUUUCUGGCGUAUUUCUUAUAUUCUUACAGUGAACAUUAAGGACACUUCUUAAUGUUUCCUUAAAUAUUGAAGAGUAAUGAAAAACAUGAAGCUAAGGAGUAGUGUCUCCAAAAAACCCUUUGAUAGUGAACCUCCAAAAAGUAACCAAUUAUCUAUUUAAGGAUUAUUUGCAUAAGAGAAGUCAAAAUGGUUAUGUGGUACAUACUUUAAAAAACACUCGAACUUCCCUCUGCAAUCAGUGGCAAUUGAUUGCAGAGUCUUUUUAGCAGAACAUAUUGUAACAUGAAAUACAGAAAAAAAUGGUAUUCCAGUAGGGCAAAAAGAGACGUACAAAUUAUGUCAGCAAGAGUCAGUGUUAGUGUGGGAGGAUUUACUGGACCCUUAGAGUUUGUCUGUCAGCAUCCCAGGAGAGACCUUUGUGCCUGACCACUCCAUCAGUGUCCCCUUGGGGCAACUCUUCACUGAGCAGUCCUGCUGGACUCGAGGCUGGUUCCACUGACUCAGCCAGGGAGACCCCUGAGCACAUCUUCCUCUUUCCUAGAGUGUGUUACUCACUGCCAGCCACUGCUGUGCCCAUGCAGGACACGCACUGACAGUUCAUGGAGUAACUCUCACUGUCAAUGAAAAAUUGUGACAGCUUAAGGUUCAAAGGCUGUCAGUGAUAGCGUCUGACUGAAAAAAUGUAUUCAAAGUAAUACACAGACAAGCUCUAGUCCCCAGUAAAAUGUUGGGCCUGAAGAGAACAUGAUUCUUACCCAACAGGUGUCCCUUUGGGGAAGAAGAGAGGUUCAGCCCAUCAACAGAUCCCAGCAGUUAUGAGGGACUCUUCCCUUCCUUUUCCCCCACUGUCAACUUACUUUUGGACAGUUUCUCUGUGUUUAGAUGCAGCUUGAGUGACUCUAGUCAUGCAUGCCUUUGUUACUGAUUGGUGUAUGAUUCUCUCAUUUCACUUUUAAAGAUACAGCUAUAUCUGGAGCAAUUUUACGUUGUGCCAGUUGCCAAGAAGAGUAGUACCACAGGCUUUCAUUAUCCUGUACAAGUUGUAUUCUCAAGUAGUACUGGCAAAGACUGACUAACUAUGUCCUUGCUGAACGACCUACUGUUAAACACCCAGGCUGUCAUAUGCUGUGCUCUCCACGGAUCGUUACACUGAAACUCUUUUGUACUUCCAUGAGUUUUUGAGGCUUCUCAGCUAACGAUAGUGUCAGAUGUGGUUAUUACAUACUGUUAUGGACCAUCCCCAGUCACACUGAAUGUGGACCUAAUUUCUCUUGUUCAUACUCUCUUAUUCAUGUCUUUAUUAUUAUUCUCUCUUCUUCCCCCCGGUAUGGUAUGUAUCUACACACUUUUCAUCUGCUUAGUACAAUGGCCAUCAUUUCACCUUGUGGGAAAGGGCUUUAUAUAAGUUUCUUGCUCUCUUCCUUUGUCUUUAUACUUGAAGCAUUUGUUUCCAUGGUUCUCAUUCAGUAUUUCAGUAUUUUAAGCUAUCUUGCCAUAACAGGCAGAACAAAAAAAUUUAGUGAUAUGCUGCAUUUGGCUAAUCAUUACUAUCAUCAAUCAACCUACAGAAAUCAUACAUAUUUAACUGGCAGGAUGAGCUCAGUGUGCUAAAUGAGGUGCAUAGCUCAACCUAUGAGUAAUUUUUGGUUUUGUCUUUAUUUUCUAUUUUCAGAAAAAUCACAAAGCUUCUGUGUGUUGUCUGUUGGUCCAUAAUUAUUUUCUCAUUAGACAUACCUUUAGCCAUUCUUGUAGUUUCCUUGUAUCAAAAUACAAAGCUGCAUGCUGGGUACAUAGUCACAUUGCACAGCAGUCUUUUUUCUGUUAGGUAUGAUGUUCCAAUGUCCUUGUCAUUUUAUAACUGAUGGUUCUGCAAAGUGUAAUAAAAAUCUGCUUUUCCCUAGUCAUAAGAACUCCAUUUGACACUCAUUAGGCUGUCUUUUGGAGGGAAACAGCAGGAAGUAGUACUUUUAGGGAGAACUAUUUAAUAAGUGUUAUUCCCAGGAGGGCCAAGUGUGUGCUGGGAUGCUUUAAGUGCAGCACUCACAAAUGGUCAGAGAAGGGAUUGUCCUGCUCUUCUCUGCACUGAUGCAGCCUGAGUUUGAAGACUGUGUGUGGAUUUGGGCACCACAGUAUGGAAAAGACAAUAAGCUAUUAGAAAACAUUCAAAGGUGGGCCAUGAGGAUGGUGAAGAGUCUUGAAGGAAAGCUUUACAGGAAGAGACUGAGGUCAUCUGGGUUUGCUCAGCUUAAAGCAGAGGAGGCUUCAUUGUGGUUUUCAACAUUCUCACAAGGAGAAGUGGAGCAGCAGGUAUGGAUCUCUUCACUCGUGAUCAGUGACAAGACUCAAGAAAAAGGCAUGAAACUUAGUCAGGGGAGGUUUACACUGGACACUGGGAAAGAUUUUUCACCCAGAGCGUGAUUGAGUUCUGGAACAUGCUCUCCAGGGAAAUGGACACAGCACCAAGCCUGACAAAAGUUCAAGAAACAUUUGGACACUGCUCUCAGCUUAUGGCAUAUCCGGCACAGGACCAGAAGUUGGACUUGGAUGAUACGAUGCUCCCUUCCAAAGCAACACAUUCUAUGAUUAUAUGAUUUCUCCUUCUGACUCAGAACUUUUAGGUCACAGGGUAAUGUGUUCUACAGCAAUUUCAUUCAAAAUAUCCAUGAACUAUCUCAUUAAACCAAGUCCCCAAAUAUACAUACUUUCCAGAUGUUUCUAUUUGCAAUCUAUUAGUACAACAUAUCUGUAUUUGGAUUUGGAGCACUACACUGAAAGUA
Prinia subflava (tawny-flanked prinia) is the source of this 8028-nucleotide messenger RNA. It is a transcript of the gene PCSK5, whose product is annotated as proprotein convertase subtilisin/kexin type 5. Gene Ontology annotation, molecular function: serine-type endopeptidase activity. The record is from RefSeq and is a predicted model, not a curated record. Gene Ontology annotation, biological process: peptide hormone processing. The transcript has 28 exons. Lineage: Eukaryota; Metazoa; Chordata; Aves; Passeriformes; Cisticolidae. Gene Ontology annotation, cellular component: neuron projection; trans-Golgi network; Golgi membrane. The coding region runs from base 518 to 4093 and encodes 1191 amino acids.